Molecule: messenger RNA, 447 nt
Organism: Tarenaya hassleriana
Lineage: Eukaryota; Viridiplantae; Streptophyta; Magnoliopsida; Brassicales; Cleomaceae
Product: transcription elongation factor TFIIS-like
Exons: 1
Coding region: 1-447 (148 amino acids)
Biological process (GO): DNA-templated transcription
Source: RefSeq, a predicted model, not a curated record
AUGGUGACAACUAGGUGUAGACAUUACGCAGAGAACCAGAGCUUCAAGGCUCGAACGAAAGCAUCAGAGAGACAACAGACCAAACGUGUCAAAAAUCCCCCUUCUUCAUCCACAUCGUUCAGGUCUGGAGACAAGCACCGAGAUCACGUGCGAGAGACGAUUGUGACGGCGUUGUCGAAAGUUGCAGAAGAGGUCGGAGAAGAGAUGGCAGACGAGGUCGAAGGUUGCGACGUGAACCGAGUUGCUGUCUCCAUGGAGACGGCGCUGUUCGAGAAGUUGGGUCUGUUCAAGCCAUUGGAGCGUCCCAGACUGCUCAAGGAAAUCCCCAUACGGAUGACAUAUAGACGGAUACUGUACUAUCUCGAGUGUACGGACAGCCUCGAUGUGAGGAAGAAGCUUGUUCUUGGACAACUCAGUCCCCAAGACCUGGUCAAAUCACGCCUGUAG